Scutellospora calospora is the source of this 135-nucleotide messenger RNA. The record is from the annotation of a GenBank genome assembly. NCBI's taxonomy places the organism in Eukaryota, Fungi, Glomeromycota, Glomeromycetes, Diversisporales, Gigasporaceae.
ACACAAGAUUUUCUUGGUGAAAUUGUUAAAGAAUUGUGUAAUCUGUAUAAUGAAGAAAGAUCUAAAGACAAAGAUCUUAAAUUAGUUAUUGAAGUAUUGGAUCAAUUUCUAGCAGAAAAGAAGCAAAAUUCCGAU